AUGGCUAACCUGCCCAGACAUUUCCAGUGGUUUUGUGGUUGGAGUGUCACCGACCGUGCAUUCAGACGCAGCACCGUUCCCAGUCAGUGCAGUUUGAAGCGGAGCUGUCGGAAACAACAACAUCUGUUCCCCUCGCCGUUCCUCGGAGCGGCGGCCGACAGCGGCACGGUGAAAUAUGGAGUCGUGACAUUUGAGGAGACAGUUGUUAGAGUUCUGUAUUUCACUGUAGUCGCUCCGGUCCACGAGGAGGAGGUCUGA
Messenger RNA from Knipowitschia caucasica, 258 nucleotides. The record is from the annotation of a GenBank genome assembly. Lineage: Eukaryota; Metazoa; Chordata; Actinopteri; Gobiiformes; Gobiidae.